This is a messenger RNA of Syzygium oleosum, 1747 nucleotides long. RefSeq names its product transcription initiation factor TFIID subunit 12. Bases 1 to 1668 code for a protein of 555 amino acids. Gene Ontology annotation, cellular component: SAGA complex; transcription factor TFIID complex; SLIK (SAGA-like) complex. The transcript is spliced from 8 exons. Gene Ontology annotation, biological process: RNA polymerase II preinitiation complex assembly; DNA-templated transcription initiation. NCBI's taxonomy places the organism in Eukaryota, Viridiplantae, Streptophyta, Magnoliopsida, Myrtales, Myrtaceae. The record is from RefSeq and is a predicted model, not a curated record. Gene Ontology annotation, molecular function: TBP-class protein binding; protein heterodimerization activity; DNA binding.
AUGGAGCAGCAGCAGCAGCAGCAGCAGCCUCCGACCACCGCUGCCACCACCGGCACGCCUCCCCCGCCGCCGCCCUCGGCUGAGAACCUCCCCCCGCCGCAUCCUCAGCUCUCCACUUCCUCCUCCUCCUCCUCCUCUUCGCUCCCGCCUCCGGCUCCCGCAGCGACUUUCUCUACUUCCACCGAAUCCAUUCCCGCGCCCCAAAACCCUAACCCAACGCCCAAACCCCCGAAUCCACCGGCUCCGCCACUCCAGCAGUCCGCGCCGUCGCCGCCGCCGCCGUCUUCGCAGCCGCAAGCCUCUCAGCCUCUCCCGAGCCCUUCGCAGCCCAAGCCUCCCGUUUUAACGAGGCCGUGGCAGCAGCCUCCGUCCGGCCUGACGCAUUUCUCGUCCCAUCUCUCCUCGUCCACGUCUGCUUCUUCAUCUUCUUCACCGACACCGCCGGCAGCUGCGGCGCCUCCUCAGCGAGGAGGUAUUGCCAUUGGCGUGCCGGCGCACCACGCGAGCCCUCCGCCGCAGGCGGCUCCGUUCUCGUCUCCGUUAGGGCAGCACUUUGGUGGCUUGGGUCGAGGUUUGGUGAAUGUGCCCGAUUCAAUCUCUAACGCUAGCGCUUCUCAGGUGCGCCCGUCGGCGCAUGGGGUCGCUGCAAUGGGAUCAAUCGGUUCCGGCUCCCAGAUUAGGCCGGGUGGUAUUCACCAACAGAGACCACUACAGUCAUCUGUCAGACCUCCAGCUUCCCCAACUAAUCAGCCCCCAUCAUCUUCUCAAAAUGUACAGGGACAUGGCCUAUUGAGAGGCUCUUCAAUUGGCUCUCCAAUUUCUCAUUCAUCAAGUACAUCACAAAGCAUGCACUCGCCCAAUCAACCAUGGUUGUCAUCUCCUUCUCAAGGAAAACCUCCUUUACCAUCCCCUUCUUAUAGACCACAGAUGAACCCCCAGUCCUUGCAGCAACGAACAAAUAUACCUCAGCAACACCAUCCACCCUUAUUGACAACUUCCCAGCAACAGUACACAUCACCUGGCCCAUCACAACCUGCUCAAUCAAAUCAGUCACAGGAGCAACAUGGCCAGCAAUUUCCACCAUCAAGGGCUCCUCAAUCUUUACCACAUCAACAGAUUUCAAGAAUUCAAGGUUCAGGUGCACAAAAACCUUCCUCUCUUGCAACAGUGCAAGCACAACCUAUCACUUCCCCCAUGAUUGGGAAAACAGCUGGUUUGGGAAGUGAUGAAUCUUGCAACAGGAUUCUUAGUAAAAGAAGUAUCCAUGAACUAGUAAACCAGAUUGAUCCAUCAGAGAAGUUGGAUGCUGAAGUGGAGGAUAUUCUUGUGGAUGUUGCAGAAGAAUUUGUUGAAUCUAUCACUGCCUUUGGCUGCUCCUUAGCCAAGCAUCGCAAAUCUACCUCAUUGGAAGCUAAAGACAUACUACUACAUGUUGAAAGGAAUUGGAAUAUAACACUCCCUGGUUUCAGCGCAGAUGAGGUCAAGAGCUACCGGAAACCGGUGACAAAUGAUAUACAUAAGGAACGGCUUGCAGUGAUAAAGAAGUCAGUUGCAGCAAGUGAAGUGGUAAAUGCAAGGAAUGCUCCAGGGCAAGUGGCUAGUGGUGCCAAGGGCACUCUAACGAAGGCGGCUGCUAACGUUUUGAGUUCCCCAAACUUGAAGAGCUAAAAGUACGUGCAGUUUGAUGAGGUGUUUACCAGUAAUGCUGGUAGCCUGGUGUUCGGAUGCCUAUUUGUUUGAUUAGGUA